CAGGCCUGUUCCCACGCUGGAUCAAGUGAGGAUCAUCAAUCAGAAAUAUUCCAGUCAACGCAAUAUCAAUUGACAUCAAUUGGCAUCAAUUGUUAUCAAUUCUGGAGGAAUAUUCGAAUUGAAAAAUGUCCGAACCAGCCGAAGCUACCAGGGCUUCGUCCCUCUCAAGCCAUACCUUCCACGACCCGGAAGCCUCGUCAAAUAUCCUGCCCAAGGCCAGUCCAGCAGCCAGCAUCGCCGACGAUGCGAAAAGCAACGACAUUGAAAAACUGUCUGUCGACCAGAACUUGGAGAGCGAGAAGGAGGAGGCGGCACAGUCAACCGAGGAUGGCAACUACCCUGGCCCAACCAGUCUCAUCUUCAUUCUCAUCGCUACUAUGCUCUCCAUGUUCCUCGUCGCCCUUGACAUGACCAUCGUUGCAACUGCGAUCCCGCAAAUCACCGAUGAUUUCCACUCCCUGGAUCAAGUGGCUUGGUAUGGGUCGGCUUUCUUCCUCACCCUCGCUUCUUUCCAGUCGACAUGGGGUAAGGGGUACAAGUACUUUCCACUGAAGUAUACCUAUCUGUUGGCAAUUUUUAUCUUUGAGUUGGGCUCUUUGAUUUGUGCGGUUGCUAAGAAUAGCACGACUUUGAUUGUCGGAAGAGCCAUUGCUGGUCUUGGCGCUGCCGGUAUCGCCAGUGGCGUGUACAUUAUCAUUGCCUUUUCUGCGAGGCCGAGGCAACGUGCUGCUUUUACGGGAUUGCUGGGUGCUACGUACUCCGUGGCGAGUGUUGCUGGGCCUCUGCUCGGAGGUGUGUUCACUAGCAAUGUCUCCUGGCGAUGGUGCUUCUACAUCAACCUCCCAAUCGGAGGUCUCAGCGCUGCUAUCAUCACCUUUUUCUUCACUACACCCCCCGCCGCAAAGCCCGCUCCAGCCUCCGCCAAAGAGAAGGUCCUGCAAAUGGACUUGCCUGGAACCUUCACCAUCAUGGCCGCCGUCAUCUGCUAUCUGCUCGCCCUCCAAUGGGCUGGCGUCACCAAAGCAUGGAGCGACUCCGAGAUCGUCGGCCUGCUGGUCGGCUUCGGUCUUCUAGUCAUCGUUUUCAUUGGCGUUGAAUGGUACUCGGGCGAACGAGCCCUGAUCCCCUUCCGUCUGAUGAAGCAGCGCAAUGUCGCUGUCGCCAGUGCCUACGUCCUCUUCGUCGUCGGCCCCAUGUUCAUCAUGAUCUACUACCUCCCCAUCUACUUCCAAUCCGUCAAGGAUGUCUCCGCCUCCCAAUCCGGCGUGCGCAACGUCCCGCUCAUCCUCUCCGUCAGUCUGAUGACCAUCGUCUCCGGCGUCCUAAUCACCGCCUACGGCCAAUUCGCCUACCUGAUGAUCCUCGCCGGCGUGAUCGCGACUAUCGGUGCGGGUCUAAUCUACACCUUCGAAAUCGACACCCCCUCCAGCAAAUGGAUUGGAUACCAGGUGCUUUGCGGCAUUGGCGUGGGUAUUGGGUGUCAAAUCUCGAUCAUCGUGAACCAGGCCUCUGUCGACCCAUCCGAUCUCGCCAAUGUCUCUGCAGUAACCCUCUUCCUGCAGACGAUCGGCGGCGCCUUCUGGGUUUCCGCGGCCCAGGCGGCGUUUUCGAAUAAAAUGUUGCAGAAGCUGCCAGAGUACGCGCCUGGCGUUAACCCGCAGCUGGUGAUUGCGACGGGUGCGACUGAGUUGCGGUCGGUGUUUAGUGCGGACCAACUCGCGGGUAUUCUGCAGGCGUAUAUGUCUGGGCUGAAGGUGACGUUCUUGCUGAGUAUUGUCUUGGGUGGGAUUGCUACUGUGAUCUCGCUGUUCCCGAAAUGGACGAGUUUGAAGGGCAAGGUUGAGCCGAUGGGGAUGGCCUGAGCUGUUUUUCUGAAAGAAAUUGCAUGGGACUGGUUAAUGCAUAAUGACUGGGAAGGUUUUUUUGUUUCAACAUUCAACGGUAACUGCUUAAUGGCGGUGACACGAGGAGCGUAUAAUAGACUGCAUAUAGAUUUACAUUUAUAAUGAUAAUCAACUUAC
Talaromyces proteolyticus is the source of this 2021-nucleotide messenger RNA. RefSeq names its product putative MFS multidrug transporter. Gene Ontology annotation, molecular function: transmembrane transporter activity. Gene Ontology annotation, biological process: transmembrane transport. The record is from RefSeq and is a predicted model, not a curated record. The coding region runs from base 126 to 1862 and encodes 578 amino acids. Lineage: Eukaryota; Fungi; Ascomycota; Eurotiomycetes; Eurotiales; Trichocomaceae. The transcript has 2 exons.